Messenger RNA from Penicillium vulpinum, 966 nucleotides. RefSeq lists its product as uncharacterized. The transcript has 2 exons. Lineage: Eukaryota; Fungi; Ascomycota; Eurotiomycetes; Eurotiales; Aspergillaceae. Bases 1 to 966 code for a protein of 321 amino acids. The record is from RefSeq and is a predicted model, not a curated record.
AUGUCUGGAUGGGUGACAGCGGUUAUGGACGCACUCAAUUAUGCGGGUGCAGUGAGCUUCACACCCGAAAAGGAUAUCCCAGACCUGACUGGAAAGGUCAUCUUGGUCACAGGUGGAAAUGCUGGGUUGGGCAAAGAAACAGUCUUCCAGCUGAGCAAGCACAACCCGCAGAAGAUCUUCCUCGGCGCGCGUUCAGAAGCAAAGGCAGAUGAAGCCAUCAAGUCGCUGAAAUCAUCCGUUUCAAAUGAUGUCGAAAUUAUCUGGAUACCGCUGGACUUGAUGUCGGGUAAAUCGAUCAAGAACGCAGCAGAGCAAGUCAACACCCACUCAUCCCAUCUCGAUAUCCUCAUCCUUAAUGCUGGUGUGAUGGCUCUGCCCCCCGGCGAGACUGAAAUGGGCCAUGAGAUCCAGCUUGGCACAAAUCACACCGGUCACUUCUAUCUCACCAAAUUGUUGCUGCCAAUACUGCUCAAUACAGCCAAGCAGCCUGGCUCAGAUGUCCGCGUCGUGUCGCUCGCUUCUGUGGGGCAUAAUUUCGCGCCGGCAUUCGAGAAAAUCUUAGACCAAGAGAAGCUUAAGAAGGUUAACACAACUGCUCGGUACGGAGCGUCAAAAGCUGCCAAUAUUCUUUUCGCCGCGGAACUUGCCAGGCGUUACCCGUCAAUAACAUCAGUGUCGGUUCAUCCAGGUAUUAUCUUAACGAACCUUUAUGGCUCUCUAAGCUCACGUUCUCCGUUUGUUGCUUUGGGCUCCAGGUUUUUGCGCUUAUCUGGCUCGACAGUGUACCAGGGUGCGUGUAACUCACUGUGGGCUGCUGCUGGCGCGAAGAAGGAGGAGCUCACCAAUGGAGGAUAUUAUGUGCCUGUUGGAAUUUUGAAGCGGCAAAACAAAUGGUCAAGCAGUGAGGAUAUGGGGAAGCGCUUGUGGGAGUGGACCGAGUUGGAACUUAUCAAGGCCAAUCUGUAA